Molecule: messenger RNA, 634 nt
Organism: Caenorhabditis elegans
Lineage: Eukaryota; Metazoa; Nematoda; Chromadorea; Rhabditida; Rhabditidae
Gene: fis-2
Product: FIS1-related protein fis-2
Exons: 4
Coding region: 18-473 (151 amino acids)
Biological process (GO): mitochondrial fission
Cellular component (GO): mitochondrial outer membrane; mitochondrion; peroxisomal membrane
Source: RefSeq, marked reviewed
GGCACACAACAAACGAAAUGGAUUACGGAACUAUUCUCGAGGAACGGACAAAUCCCGCCGUAUUGAUGAAUGCUCGUGAGCAGUACAUGCGCCAAUGUGCUCGUGGAGAUCCUAGCGCCGCGUCGACUUUUGCCUUUGCACAUGCCAUGAUUGGAUCCAAGAACAAACUGGACGUGAAGGAGGGAAUCGUGUGUCUUGAGAAGCUUCUCCGCGACGAUGAGGACAGAACGAGCAAGCGCAACUACGUCUACUAUUUGGCAGUGGCACAUGCUCGUAUCAAGCAAUACGACCUUGCAUUGGGAUACAUCGACGUGCUUCUUGACGCCGAAGGCGAUAACCAGCAGGCGAAGACGUUGAAGGAAAGUAUCAAAUCCGCAAUGACUCAUGAUGGCCUCAUUGGUGCAGCUAUUGUUGGAGGAGGAGCACUUGCACUUGCCGGACUUGUCGCCAUCUUUUCAAUGAGCAGAAAAUAAUUAUUUACGGCCUGAUUUGUUACGAACUGCUCGAGCACCUUUGUAUUGUAUAUAUUUUUAUAGAUAUCCCCGUAUCUCUGAUACUGUUUCGGGUUUUUCUUACUUCCAAGGUUCAUUUUAUAUUCAGACUGUUUAAAAAAUGAAGAAUAGUGUUUAUCGGA